CAAGGUUAGGCGGGCUUUUCUUCCUACCGACCAAGGACGUCAUUUUCAUCAGGUCUUGAUUUUGAAUUCAACAAUGGCAGCAGCAAGCAUGCGGAUUGGAUGGCAGAAUCUACUUCUUGUACUUACAGUGCUUCCCAGCUGCAGGAGUUUGCAGGUUUCGAUCCCACAGGAGGAAUACGAGGCCGUAAAUGGAGAAGAUAUUACUAUGAUCUGUUCCUUCAUUCCGGCCAAACCCGACUUCAGCAUGCUGGUUCUCACAUGGGAAGCGUAUCCCGACAACAUUGAGGAGCCAAUGAAAACCGUGGCCACCUUUUUUUUAAACAACCCAGUGGACAUCUCCCCCGCAUAUGAAGGUCGAGCAACUCUGGAAGUGGACGUUGCCAGACAACAAAGCACACUUCACUUAACAAAGCUGACCGUGAAGGACAGUCGUAACUUCCAGUGCAGCGUUAGGAUUCCCAAUGAUGACGAAGGAACUACUGCUGCCUCCACCUCCCUUCUAGUUCUAGUGGCUCCCUCUGCGCCCCUGUGCAGGCUCCAGGGUACAGCAGAGUACUGGCACAACAUCAACCUCACUUGUGUGUCUGAGGAGGGCUCUCCAAAACCGAGCUAUGCAUGGAAGAGCUACAAUGUGGAAAACAGACCAAGACCGUACCCAUCCAAAACCACUGAGAAAAAUGGAGCGCUGUCACUUUUCAAUAUUUCAAGAGAGACAUCUGGCUUCUUUAUUUGUGUUUCAACUAAUCGAGUUGGCUCUGCCAGCUGCAACUUCACCUUGGCCGUGAUGCCUGCCAGCUCAAACAUGGGAGCUACGGCAGGUAUAAUCGGAGGUGUCCUUGCCGGAUUGCUGGUUCUUGGAAUCGUCGUCUACUGCUUCUGCAAGAAAAGAGGCAAAAAAGAUAAGAAUGCUAAAGGAGAAAUGGAAUUUUCCGACAAAGACGCUACUGAAGCUGUGAGGCAGUACCAGGACGAAGAGUCCAGUGGCGUGACCGAGAAGGCCGAAUACAAAGAUGCUGUUCCUCAAGACACAGAAGAUCAUCAUGGUGGUUACGAUAGCAGCAGAGAAAACAACAGUGGCGACGGCGCUCAGCGUUAUCAGGAUCCCCGCCGCGGCAGUCGCGAUCAUCUUGACGAAAAACGUUUCGAAGUCCGGAAAGAGUACGGCGGGAGUCGCGAUCGCCUCGAUGAGCAGCUCGAUCGCAACGGUCGCGGCGGGUCUCGAGAACACCUCGACAAUCGCGAUGAGUGCAGGGGUAGUCGCGACAGGCUCGACGAUCAGCGCGGACACUACGGCGGAAGUCGCGACCGGCUCGACGAGCAGCGUAAUCGCCACAGUCGAGACAGGCUGGACGACGAGCGCGAUCGUUACGGCGGCAGCCGAGACCGCCUUGAAGAACGUAACCAGUACAGAGGAAGUCGCGAUAGGCUCGACGAACCCCGCGAUCGCUACGGUGGAAGUCGGGAUCGCCUUGAUGACGUCUAUGACUGCUAGCUGACGUUAUUAGUUUGAUGAUAGUGGUGCGCCGGUUUUGUACGUACCUCGUUUUCAAGGUCACAGUUCGGUUAGUUUAUGGGAACUAACUGCAGAACAUACAAUUGCUUAACUUUAAUGAUUUGUGACAAUUGCAACAGUAAUAGAGAAUGAUUAUCUUAUUUUUAGUAAAUUAAAGUUUUUAUUGGCUGUUACAUCACCAUGACAACACAAGACUGGACUGAUACUGUCUUUUCAAAUUGAAAGUGUUAUCUUUUACAGAAGAUUCAAUUGUUGGUUAAACUCAAUUCUCCACAAUUUUCACCCAACCAAAAAAAAAGGCGUCAUGGCAAAGUCUGCCUCAUUAGUAAAGAGCCUGCCUUCAAACAUUUAUAUUAUCAUAGAUAUAACAAUUCGGAUGUGGGUUGAGAUCAGGGGACGUCGUUGUGGUUCGUGAACCCCUCUGAGAUACUUGUGUUUAAGGGCUAUACAAAUAAAUUGUGAUCGAUUGAUUGGUUAACGACUUUACGCACUUGGUGGACGUGUCCGAAAGCUGGAUGGGAGGAAAUGAAUAAAAGAAACGUGCAUAACUUCAAGCGCAUAAUUACGGAGCCCCUAAAGGGACAUGGAUGUUUUGCGAGAUCUCGCAAUACUUUUUGCGAGAUCUCGCAAAAGUUUUUUUUCCGAUGUCAGUGAACCGGAAUUGAAACAGACACAGCUGUGGAGGAGCGGGAGCAUGCGGGAGCCUACCCAUCAUCUGUGCUCUGUUGUGGGA
Messenger RNA from Nerophis lumbriciformis (worm pipefish), 2246 nucleotides. RefSeq names its product glycoprotein A33 (transmembrane), paralog b (gene gpa33b). Lineage: Eukaryota; Metazoa; Chordata; Actinopteri; Syngnathiformes; Syngnathidae. Gene Ontology annotation, cellular component: plasma membrane. The record is from RefSeq and is a predicted model, not a curated record.